GGCGCAGCCGUGGUGAUAGCGUUGCCGUCGCCGGGCUCCGUCGGUCGCUGCACUUUCGCUUCUGUGCACCUGAGUGGGCCGCCCCGCGGUCCUGCGGCUUUUCCUCCUGCCGCUGCAGGCCGCGGGCCGCGGGGCCAAGGCCAUGUCCCGAAAGCAGGCGGCGAAGAGCCGGCCGGGCAGCGGCGGCCGGAAAGCCGAGGCCGAGCGCAAGCGGGACGAGCGGGCGGCGCGCCGGGCCCUGGCCAAGGAGCGGCGGAACCGGCCCGAGUCCGGCGGCGGCGGCGGCGGCUGCGAGGAGGAGUUCGUGAGCUUCGCCAACCAGCUGCAGGCCCUGGGGCUGAAGCUGCGGGAGGUGCCGGGGGACGGCAAUUGCCUGUUCAGAGCCCUUGGUGAUCAACUGGAGGGACACUCACGAAACCAUCUCAAGCACCGACAGGAGACAGUGGACUACAUGAUAAAGCAGCGGGAAGAUUUUGAACCCUUUGUAGAAGAUGACAUUCCCUUUGAGAAACAUGUGGCCAGUUUGGCAAAGCCUGGUACCUUUGCUGGCAAUGAUGCAAUUGUAGCCUUUGCAAGAAAUCAUCAAUUGAAUGUGGUGAUUCAUCAACUCAAUGCCCCAUUGUGGCAGAUUCGUGGUACAGAUAAGAGCAGCGUGCGGGAGUUACACAUCGCCUAUCGGUACGGAGAGCACUAUGACAGCGUUCGGAGGAUCAAUGACAACUCAGAAGCUCCUGCCCAUCUCCAGACUGAUUUUCAGAUACUUCAUCAAGAUGAAUCAAAUAAGAGAGAAAAGAUCAAGACAAAGGGAGUUGACUUUGAAGAUGACCUGCAAGAUGAAGUGGAAGAUGCUGUCCAGAAAGUUUGCAGCGCCACUGGCUGUUCAGAUUUUAAUUUGAUAGUCCAGAACCUGGAAGCUGAAAAUUAUAAUAUUGAAUCUGCAAUAAUUACCAUGCUUCAGAUGAACCAGGGGAAAAGAAAUAGUCACCAGCAGGCAGCGGAGAGAGCAGCAGCGCCUGGAGAAAAAGAAACGACAGGAGGAGAGGCACCGUCACAAAGCCCUGGAGAGCAGGAGUGGCCACAGGGACAACAACAGGAGCGAAGCCGAGGCGAAUGCGCAGGUCACCUUGGUGAAGACCUUUGCUGCUCUCAACAUCUGACUCACGCUGGCCGGCUGGGCAUUGCGGGAAGCGGGCGGAGAGGCCGUGCUGGGCCGGGGCUCCCCAGGGAGGCUGUGCUUCGCAGCAGCCGCAGAGCCCCAUGGGGGCUCACACUGAGUCGUGUCCUUCCGUCGCCCCUGUUGUGUUCCAAGUUUUGUUAGUGAUGUGUUUCAUUUUAUGAAGGUUCAGUGAAGCCAUUUGUGUUCUGUAAUAAAAAUGUUGAGUUUUCGGGUGGAUAGCUAGGUCAGUAAAAACCUCUUAGGUGUGGCACCAUUCGCUCUAAAAAUUCUGAAAAUCAGAGUCCAGUGGCCCUGGGAUCUUUCCUUAAGCUUUGGGGUGAGUUUUGCUGUAAUUGUUCAUGAAGUAGUUUAGAUUACUUGCUGGAGAUUCAGAAUGACACAUUUCCUUUGUUCUUCAUUUUUGACCAGAUACAGUAGUAUACAAGAUAGUCUGUAAACGAUCUCCAACUCAGGAACAUGUUUAGGUUUAACUUUCUCUUAACCCACAUUAGUCAGAAAUUACUUCAGGAAAUGUUUUCCGCUCUCCCACCCCACUGUGAGGUGGCGGCUGUGGCCUGCAGUGGGGGCGGGACUCCGAACCCUGUUCCUCUCCCUCCGGACCCUGCUGCCGUUUCAGGUGGGGUGCAGGUGCUGUCCGUUUGUUUACACUCAAGCCAUAUGAUUUGUGCGCCUGCCUGUUAAUGAGGCCUGGGCUUUGCUGGAGAGUCGGUAGUGUUGUUGAAGUUUUGGUGCUUGUGUUUGGACGAUGGGAAGGUGGCAUGUGACUGCUUACGGCAGAGUUCGGGAUUCUGGUAGUGUGGGAGUUGUAGCAGGAGAAAUCGAGGCUGUUCUUGAGUGUUGGCCUAGGAAGAGGCUGAAGUUACUUGAUUUUGUAGGGGGGAUGUCGGGAAGAGUAUAUCUAAGGUGGUUUGUCUUCACAUUGUAAGUAACUAUUUUCUUCCUUACUUUUCUAGACUUAGAUGCCUUUGGGGAAAUAAGAGGUAACCUGACCUGUUGCUAAAUUUUUGUGUGUGUGUUGUGAAAAUGAACCAUUACAAUGCUGCAUUUAUUUCUCUUUAUUUAAACCCUACUUGGGAUUCUGAUGCUGGAAAAACUCUCUAGUGCCCACCACGAAUUGUUAGGGAGUCAGGUUAGACCAGCAGGGCAGAGAAUGGGCCUUGGCUGAGGACUGUGAGUGACUCUGCAGUUCUGAAAUAGACAGAUUUGGGCCGUGGAGGUAGGUCAUUCCUCACACUGAGUUAGGUGGAUGUGAACUUUAAAACUGUGAUGUCUGAAGUGGACUCAAUAUUUAGACAGAUAAGUUAUGCCCAUGAAAAGGUAAACGGUUACCUCUGCCACCUCAGAUUUCAAAGUUUGAGGUGAAGAGAAAGCUAUGAAAAGGUAUCGACAGGUGUAGACAUGCUAUGUCUGGGCUGGCCCUGGAUUUAUUGAAUUGUCUGUCGAUAGGCGAUUUGCUUUCUUCGAUUUAAUGAUGUGUUUUAAUUUUUUGCUUUUUUUUCCUUUGGUGACUUUUUGGGGUGGGAGCAUGAGCCUCCUCUAGCAGUCACUCCCAGGACAUUGUAGUUUGGGCAUCUUCCUGGCACAGUGCGUUGCCCAAGUCAGCAGGUUGAGACACUGCACAGCCUUCUCUCCCUGCACCGUGCCGAGCCCAGAGUUUGAGGCUCUAGAGCUCAGUCCAGACAAGUGAGGGAUCUCCACCGCCUCACUGUUUUCACGGGCGUGACGUCAGGGCUUUCAGCUCUGGACACAUCCCUAACUCGGGCUGAGCUUUUUUGAAUGAAUGUUCAUUCUUGCCUGUUUUGAACUAUGAGAGUGCAGGAGACCAGAGUCUCAGAUGAAGAUUGUGUGCCAGGAAUUCAGCAGAAUCAGGAGUUAAAAGUAGCCUAAGGGAGGCUCUUUGUCAGAAGUGGUCGGAUUGCUUUAUUUACUUUGUUAAUGAAGGUGGCCUUGGGCCCUAGUGGGUUUUAGAAGUUUUAGAAGCUGCUAAAAAGUUAAAAAAGAAUAUGGGGCACAUUUAUUUAUAGAUUACCUAAUUCUGAUGACAGGCCCCAGCCUCUCUCGGGUAGAGUAACAGCGGUUUUAAAAACUAAUCAAAUGGCUUCAGUAAUUUUCUUUUAUUGCUCUUUUAUAGCUUUCCAGUUAUAUUAGUCUGUUCAGUAUGUUAAUUAUUAGGGAUGGGGUAAACGUAUCCUACUUUAGUGACAUCUUCUAGCUAAGGGUUUGAAUUCAGACUUCACCGCCUCAGCUUCACUGAAGAAUGAGGUGGAUGGAAUCUGUAUACUUAGUUGCCUUCAUAGUCACUUGAAAAUCCCUUUAUGGGCAGCCAGAAGGGAGACUGUGUUCAGUCCUGAAUGGCUGCUGUCAGUCACUCACUGCUCCCUGGUAGGAGGUGGGUCUUUUUUAGCUUCUGUUACGUCUCCGCUGUUAAAUGGGGUUUCUUGGCAGCUUUCCCUGAGGCCAGGAGAAAGGGACGGGGCAGUGAUCCGUAGCUGCUUACUAGUCUUAUAAACUGUCCAUAAAGGUUUUACGAAUUAAAAAAAAACAUUUUUAAAAGUCAAAACAAAUAAAAUUGUAGUGGCAACAGCUUUGUACUAGAGAGAUAGAUGUAUUAAAACAACUUAGAUCCACAACUUCUAGGUAAUAGCGUUGUCACCAGGAGACACUAGAGAGAGGGAACGUACGUGCAUAUGUAAUUUUUCAACGAUAUGAACGUACACUUUCAGUACUGGUUGAGGAAUUGUGGCAGAAAGAAGUAUCUUAAAUGUUAGUUGAGCUGGCCUGGAGUUUGUUUUCCAAGCUCUGAAGACACUUCCAAACCCAUUUUAGAUCUGAGGCCCUGCGAGGCGGGACCUCCCUCACGGGGUGCUUAGCGCCGGGCUUCGAGGGAGCCUUUGCACGGGCGACUUACAGUGCCUGCUCCCCGGGGGCUCUGACAGCGUGAAGCGAGAUGGCGGCGGGCGGGCGGGGGGAGGCCGCACCAAGCAGGGCAGAGCUGCCCCCGUGUGCAGCAGGGGCUGUCGGGUGCACCCGGCGUGGAUCGGCCCCCUGUCGAGCCCCUGUCAUCCGUGUGCAGUUUCUCCCCUGCUGAGAAACUAGACUCCGCCUGGGCUGCACUGGGUUAACGCAGGGCUAUCAGCUUUCCUCCGUGGAACAGUCCGCUCGGCCACUGGGCCGGCGGAAGGGAACUGGGAUUCCUCGUCAGGGCUGACUGAGUCACGCUGGCCACAGGGCCCUUGCGGGCAGGGCGGGCACAGCUGCCGGGUUUGGCCGUCAUGCCUGGGGCCCCCUCUGGGCCCUGUCUUGGGUGGGUGCAUAGCUCUUAACCUCUUUACCUCAAGGCUCCGCAGCAGACCGUUAGACUCCCAGUCGGGCGCAGUCUUUCUGUCCCGUCAUCUUCACGAUCCGCGGUUUCAGCCAUCUCGGCCUCCGGAGCAGGUGUCGCUGAAGCUCCAGGGCCUCCCGACAGUUGUUCCGGGUGAGACAGUUGAGGCGCUGUGUCCAGGGUGUGCUCUCCUGACCCUAAAGCAGAUGUGUUUUUCCACUGGUGUUGAGUUAGACACCUAGAUGGCACUUUUAAACUAUAGCACAUCUUCCGCUGUCUCCUAUCAGGGCACGUGGACAACCAGUUUGAGUGGGGAAAGUGAGCGCCACUCACAGAGCACCUGCGCAGCGCAGGCCCCCCGAGCGCGCCGCGGAGCCGGGCCCCAGGGGAGAGCUGGGCGCCCGGCCCGCCCGGCCCUGUCCCAGGUAAAAUCCCUGGGAAACCCUUAGGCUCUUCUUGACCAUUUCCUCUAAGGGGUUACUUCCUAGAGUCUUCCUCUCUAUCCUUGUUCAGACUACUUUGUAGCUCAAUUAAAAUGUUUAGCAUCCUUGCAAAGUAACUUGAGAAGAGGGAGGUACCGGUAAAGAAUGCAUUUCUCUAAAAGCACGCACUUCUGCACGGUGACUUUGUUUAAGCAGAGCACACCCAGGACGCAGAGUUUCUUCCGCUCCCUAGGCUGGUGGGCCGGGAAGCCAGUGAUCUCUGGACAGAGCCUCUGGGGCCUGCGUCCCGCGGGCCACUGUGGCCAGCCGUCUGCGGCAAGCAUGUGAGCUCUGUCGCAGGCCUCAGCCUGGCGGGUCCCUCGGCCAAAACACGAGGAGCGCUGGAAUGGGGCUAUUCACGUCUUCCUGUUCUCCCUGUCCAUUUCCCCCAGAUGCCACCCUUCCAGCAUUUGCCACCAGCACUGAGCUCAGGGAGAAGAAAAGAGCCAGGACCUUAAACCUCCAUGUUCCUCUUCCUGAGGUCGACGUGCUGGUGGGCGCCAGUCUCCUUCGCGAAGGAGGGCGUGUGUCUGUGGAGCACGCGGGCUUCGCAGGCUCAGGAACCUUCUUUCUUUUCGAAUUGCACUAUACUUGUUCUAGCUUCAGUCUGGAGAUAAAUGUAAGACCUCCGUGGGGUCAUGACCCAUAGACUUAGCAAGCCUUGCCUUAUCCAGGAGCUCGACAGGAGAAAUGUGACCAUUGUCUGGUGUCCACAGUCCAUUUCCUCUAGGCUGUUUCUUUCCACAGAUUGUUUUAAUCCGAACUGUUUUAUUUUUUAUUUACCAAAGUACUGUACUUGGCUAUUUGCAGUGUUUUCAAAACCAAAUGUUUCUUUCAUUGUGUUUUUAAUCUUCAAUACUUGGUGCAAUAGAAGCUGCAAAGAUGUGCCACUUUAUCUAUGAAAAAUUUAUUGUAUACCAAUAAAUUCUAGUUUAAAGACAGAGUUGCAAGCUCUUUGCGCCUCUCUGACC
Pteronotus mesoamericanus is the source of this 5952-nucleotide messenger RNA. RefSeq names its product OTU deubiquitinase 3 (gene OTUD3). Gene Ontology annotation, molecular function: cysteine-type deubiquitinase activity. Lineage: Eukaryota; Metazoa; Chordata; Mammalia; Chiroptera; Mormoopidae. Bases 143 to 1318 code for a protein of 391 amino acids. The transcript has 7 exons. The record is from RefSeq and is a predicted model, not a curated record. Gene Ontology annotation, biological process: protein K11-linked deubiquitination; protein K6-linked deubiquitination; protein stabilization.